AUGGGCAGUACAAAGCCUGACUGGCCAUGGCGACUCACUGCGACUGGCGAACUGGGCGUCAAACGAGAACCCAUGUUGAGGAAUGAAUUACACCUCAGGUCCGAUCUUGGAAAGCGCCGGCCUCGAAGUUACAUGAUGCCUGAUCACUGGAUAUAUGGCCUUCAAAACCCUAGGUCUUCUGGUACUGUAUGUCAAGCUUUGCGUGGUUGGGAUCUUUCUGACGCUGUACUGGAAGUGAAGGCCCCCGAGGCAAGCGAACGUAAUUUUAUGGCGCUAAAUAAGGCCGCUCUUCAUAGAGGUUUGGUCACCGCCCCUGAACACACCCAUUUCCGGUCAUUGAAUGAUAUUCGCAAGAGUCUGACCAAACAGGUCGUGCCGAGGUGCAGAAAACAGAACAUUCCUGCAAAUGCAACAUUUGGAGUUUUUCCCAGACCGUCUACGCCGAUCAGCGAAGUUUUAGCCAACAGAUAUGGCGACAAAUGGUUACAGACCCAAAAGGAUGAUUUGGUAAAGGAGUUAAAGAAAAGCAGCAAGAUGAAGGUAAGUAAUUUUUUCUUUGAUGAACACACAUACAGAUAG
This is a messenger RNA of Acanthosepion pharaonis, 579 nucleotides long. The record is from the annotation of a GenBank genome assembly. Lineage: Eukaryota; Metazoa; Mollusca; Cephalopoda; Sepiida; Sepiidae.